UGCAUAAACACUUUUAAACAUUCAAGUUUAGUUGUUCUUGAAAAAUGAAAAUCUUUGGUUUAAUUUUAUCCCUCUUUGCCUUGGUUUCCUCAGCUACAGCUAUUAGAAAUGCUGUUUGUGGCUUAAGACAUUCCGCGGAUGGUUAUGAGGAUGGCUAUAGUUGUCAUGCUUAUUUCCCAUCCUGGUCCUAUAACUCUGCUACUAACGAAUGUGUUGAAUUCGUCUUUGGCGGUUGCGGUGGUAAUGACAACCGUUUCGAUACAUUGGAAGGAUGUGAAGCUAUGUGCAAGGAAUAAUAAUUAUUUGUUCUCUUAAAGAAAUAUUUCUUUAGUUGAAUUAUUUGUAUUUAGAACAAAUC
This is a messenger RNA of Lucilia sericata (common green bottle fly), 358 nucleotides long. Its product is annotated as male accessory gland serine protease inhibitor-like. NCBI's taxonomy places the organism in Eukaryota, Metazoa, Arthropoda, Insecta, Diptera, Calliphoridae. The record is from RefSeq and is a predicted model, not a curated record. The coding region runs from base 45 to 296 and encodes 83 amino acids. Gene Ontology annotation, molecular function: serine-type endopeptidase inhibitor activity. The transcript has 2 exons.